Molecule: messenger RNA, 1743 nt
Organism: Lasiodiplodia theobromae
Lineage: Eukaryota; Fungi; Ascomycota; Dothideomycetes; Botryosphaeriales; Botryosphaeriaceae
Product: GMC oxidoreductase
Exons: 4
Coding region: 1-1743 (580 amino acids)
Biological process (GO): secondary metabolite biosynthetic process
Molecular function (GO): oxidoreductase activity, acting on CH-OH group of donors; flavin adenine dinucleotide binding
Source: RefSeq, a predicted model, not a curated record
AUGACCCGCACCUUCCCCAUUGCCUUCUUGUCUUUCAUUUUCUUUUCUUUGAACCACUUCACUCUCGCCCUCUUUCCCCACACCCCCAACGGCUCCCCCCUCACUUCCACCUCUUUCGGCAUCCCCGGCCUCAAUGCAACGUACGACUACAUUGUCAUCGGCGGUGGCACGGCGGGUCUAGCCCUCGCGACGCGCCUGUCCUCGUCGAGCGCCGGCCUCAGCAUCGCGGUCAUCGAAGCGGGCAGCUUCUACGAAAUCACCAACGGCAAUCUGAGCGUGGUGCCAAGCUACGCGCCGUGGUUCGCAGGCGCGGAUGAAGACGACUGGCAGCCGGGGGUGGAUUGGGGAUUUGCAACUGUUGCGCAGACGGGCUUCUCCAACCGUACCUACCACUACACGCGCGGCAAGACUUUGGGCGGAUCGUCCGCGCGGAACUACAUGCUAGCAACCGUCGACUCCUUCACCCGCUGGUCCACCCUCGUCGCCGACCCUUCGUACACCUGGUCCGCCAUCCUUCCCUACUACAAAAAAUCGACUCACUACACCCCCUUCGACCCCACUCGCUACACCAACUCCUCAAACACCCAAUCUUCCACCUCCUUCGAACCCCCCGGCGACCCCCUCCCCGUCUCCUUCUCCAACUACGUCGAUGCAUUCGGGACAUGGUGCCAGCGCGCAUUCCAAGCCUUCGGCAUGGCCGCAAUCCCCGGCUUCAACGACGGUCACCUACUCGGCUCCGCGUUCGGCACGUUUACCAUCGACGCAUCCACCGGAGCGCGUGCGAGUAGCGAAAGCAGCUUCCUGGCCGCAGCGCUGGCUCACGGGACCGCGCCGACCGUCUACGUCAACACGUUAGCACAACGCAUCCUCUUCUCCCCUGCCACCUCUGCUUCUCCCCCGCGUGCCACGGCCGUCCGCGUCUCCACCGCCGGCACCUUCGGCACGCCGUCGCGCAACUAUACGCUUUACGCAUCCCGCGAAGUCGUUGUCAGCGGCGGCGCGUUCCAGUCGCCGCAGCUGCUCCUGGUCUCGGGCAUAGGCGACUGCACAGAACUCAAACUUCACGGCAUCGCGUGCGUCUCACACCGUCCCGGCGUCGGGCGCGGCAUGUGGGACCACCCCGUCUUCGGCACCGCGCACCGCGUGCGCCUCGCCACCGCCUCCGCCGCGCUCAACAAUGCCAGCCUCGCAGCCGAAGGGGUGGCCGCCUAUCUACGAGCCGCGGACGGCCCGCUGUCGGUGCUGGGGCCCGGCGUUUACGGAUGGGAGAAGCUGCCAGAGCCGUGGCGGGGGGCACUGAGCGAGGAGACGAGGGAAAUGCUGGCGAGCGACUUCCCUACGGAUUGGCCCGAAAUUGAGUGGUUACCAAACAGCGCCCUGAAGGGCAAUGGGUCGGUUCCGGUGGCGAUUGAUCCGCAGGAUGGGACCAAUUUCGCGACGUUGAACACAGCUUUAAUCGCGCCGCUGUCCAGAGGCAGUGUCAGAAUUAGGAGCGCCGAGAUGGAGGUUCCGCCUAUGAUUGACCCGGCAUGGCUGACGCAUCCGGCGGAUAGGGAGGUAGCGGUGCAGUGUGUGCGGCGGCAGCGGGAAAUGUGGAAGUGGUUGGUGGAGCAGGGUGUCGCUGAGGAGGAGGAAUAUUACCCUGGGGAAGGAGUAAGGUCGGAUGAGGAAAUUUACGAGUGGUUAAAGAAGUCGCUGACUACGAUUUAUCAUGCAAGCUCGAGGCGCGAGUAUUUGGCGUAG